Iphiclides podalirius (scarce swallowtail) is the source of this 519-nucleotide messenger RNA. The record is from the annotation of a GenBank genome assembly. Lineage: Eukaryota; Metazoa; Arthropoda; Insecta; Lepidoptera; Papilionidae.
AUGUCGUCAUCUGCUUCUAGGUCUUCUUCUUAUUCUAUUACCCGUGGGCGUGACCAUAACGCAUUAACACGCCUGCACUGUGCUAAUUUUGAAUUUAGAGCAAACAUAUCGAGGCUCAUAAUGGAGAAAAGUGGGAAUCCGCCGCCAUAUGGUUGGGGGAAUACGCACACAGUGCAGCCGCCGCCUGCCGCACCCCCGAGUUAUUCCCAGGCCGUAGGGGGUGUUGGACCGUCCAGCCCGUAUACACCGCAAUAUCCGCCGUCUUCGGGCCCUCAGAUCGUGACGACGGUGGUGCCAGUGGGCUCGCACCCCACCCACAUGAUAUGUCCGAGCUGCCACGCCGAAAUCGACACCGACACGCAAACGAAGCCGGGCCUAAUAGCUUACAUAUCAGGCGCAAUCAUAUUCCUAGUGGGAUGUUUCUGCGGCUGCUGUCUAAUCCCGUGCUGUAUAGACAGCUGUAUGGACGUGCAUCACAAAUGCCCCAACUGUGGCGCCUACCUCGGCCGCUUCCGCCGA